AUGAUUGAUGAACUAAAUGAUGGAGGAUCUCCUAUAAUCCUAAAUUUAAAUUAUGAUGAAGAAAAGAUUAAAUUCCUCGAUGUGGAGAUAUGUAGAUUGAUUGGUAAGAUUGGCUUCACUUUGUAUAAGGAACCUUCGGACCGGAAUACCUUAUUGUAUUCAACCAGCUGUAAUCCCCCCGCGCUGAAGAAUUCCUCACCAGUUUCUCAGUUUCUUAGAGUACUGAGGAACAAUUUGGAUGACGUGAAACGAGACUUACAAAUAGAGACGAUGCGUAAAGUCUUUUUGGAAAGGGGAUACCACAAACAAACAUUGAAGAAAACCCUUGAACGAGCCUAUGAAAUUUUUUUAAAAGGCUCCACCCGUACAAAGAACACUCAAAUUACGAUCCCAAUGACGUUUCAUUCAGCAAGUGGGAACAUCAUAAAGUGUAUUAAGAAACGAUGGGCAAAAUUAUCAACAGAAAAAAAACAUUGA
Pelobates cultripes (western spadefoot toad) is the source of this 477-nucleotide messenger RNA. The record is from the annotation of a GenBank genome assembly. Lineage: Eukaryota; Metazoa; Chordata; Amphibia; Anura; Pelobatidae.